Messenger RNA from Lodderomyces parapsilosis, 1191 nucleotides. RefSeq lists its product as uncharacterized. The record is from RefSeq and is a predicted model, not a curated record. The transcript has a single exon. Bases 1 to 1191 code for a protein of 396 amino acids. NCBI's taxonomy places the organism in Eukaryota, Fungi, Ascomycota, Pichiomycetes, Serinales, Debaryomycetaceae.
AUGUUAUCAUUACAGCUACGUUCAUUACUGAAAAGUCUAACAUGUAAAAGGCAUAUAACCACCACAGCUAGAGUAUGCAACAACAAUAUCAAAUCAAACACAUCUUCCUCAAGGACAUCAGACACUGAUUCGAAAAAACCAACUCCAUCAUUAUCUAAUCGAUUUCAAGAAAAGUACAACAGCACUAAUCAUAGUCGUCAUCGUCAUUCGCCAAGACCAACACCGCGCCAUCAUCAUGGACGUCGUGAAGGAAAUACUAAACUACGCAACAAUGAUUCAUCCAAUCAGUUUAAUUUACAAAAAAUUCUCGAUACCGGGUCUGAAUCAGCUCAAAAUGCAUUAAAAUCAAUCCUUGCCCGAAUUCAUCAAUUGCAACCAUUAAAUCAACAAGUCCAAUAUGUAUCCCCAACGCAGGGACUAAUCACUUGUUCAAUUCAACAAGUUCUUGCAGAUUUAGACUUGAGUACACAAGGAUUGCAAUUGAUUGAGAGAGAAGUAGUCACCAAUACAAAUCCACCAGCCGGUACUUCAUCUUCACCCUCAGUAAUUCCAUUGAUCAAAAAGAUUAAGAUUCAAGAAAUGUUUAAAGCGUAUAAUGACGAACUAGCAGAAGCCAAAGAACUAGAGUUGCUAACAAUGGGCUCGAAAAAGACAAUCAAGGCACUCGAUAACAAGUUACGAGCAAAACAAAAAAAAUCAAGUGAAAAGCAAAUCAUGAUCAAAUGGUCCAUCAGCUUGAAUGAUUUAACAAAUCAAAAACAAGUUGAAAUUGAGAAUCGAUUGAAAAAGGAAAAAACCAAGAUUGUCAUUUAUUUAAUCCAUAAUAAGAAAUCUCCAAAUUUGAAAAUCACCGACAUCUAUCGAGCCAAUAAUGCUGAUCCAGAUGUAAAUGAAAUGAUGGAAAUUGAACUAAAGAAAAGACAUAAAGUUAAGGAUACAUUGGAGGAUAUUUUGAAUUCGUUGGAAUGCAAAUGGACUAAGGAAGGUGAUGUUGAAAGUAAAGUAGCGUACUCCAUCUCGCCAAUCACAACCACAACUACCAGUGGAGCCAGUGAAAAAGAAAAAGUGAGUGAAACACAGCAACAGGCCCCCAAAAAGAAUAAACCAAAGGUUCAAAAAGCCAAUGAGGUUCCAACCAAACAAAAGGAAGAGGAUCUUGAUGCAUUAUACCUGCUUAAAAUUGAGGAUUAA